CCUUGAAAGCAUGCAAAAUCUUUUAACAACGCGAAAGGAACAAACCAUCAUUUCGUGUCAUUGUCUUGAACCAAAACAAAUAUUCUCAAGUACAUUUCAGAAACAACGAACUCUUUAAAUCCCACACAAAAUAUCAUCAAUCAAUCCACCCUGAAAACUUGUACUAAAAAAAGCUGUAGCAAUGACUGACAAAUUCAUAUGCUUUUGCCUCUUCUGUGGCUUAGUGGUAUUCAGUCAGUCAGCUCCUGAGGGUGCACUUGUCACUCAACUUCCUGGGUUUUCCGGCACUUUUCCUUCCAAACACUACUCUGGGUAUGUGAAUAUUGAUCAAAAUCAUGGGAAGAACAUGUUUUACUAUUUUGUGGAAUCUGAAAGGAAGCCAUCAGAGGACCCAGUGGUUCUUUGGCUCAAUGGUGGACCUGGAUGCUCCAGCUUUGACGGCUUUGUUUACGAGCAUGGGCCUUUCAAUUUUGAAUCACCUAAGAAAAAUGAGAGUUUGCCCCAUUUGCAGCUCAAUCUCUAUAGUUGGUCCAAGGUAUCCAACAUUAUAUAUUUAGAUUCUCCAGUUGGGGUCGGGUUUUCGUAUUCGAAGAAUGAAAGCGAUUAUACGACUGGUGACCUACAGACUGCCAUUGACACCCAUGCAUUUCUGUUCAAGUGGUUCGAGCUAUACCCCGAGUUCCUCUCGAACACCUUUUUUAUUGCCGGAGAGUCGUAUGCUGGAAUAUAUGUGCCUACUCUAUCUUUUGAAGUAGUGAAAGGAAUCGAUGCUCACACAAAGCCUGUUCUUAAUUUCAAGGGAUACCUUGUGGGAAACGGAGUCGCAGAUGAUGACUUUGAUGGCAAUGCUCUUGUUCCAUUUGCUCAUGGAAUGGGCCUGAUUUCAGAUGACCUAUACGAGGAGGCUAAAAAUGAGUGCAAGGGUAAUUUCUAUAAUCCACUCACUGAAACUUGUGAGAGCAAACUGGAAAAAGUUGAUCAGAACAUAAGGCAAUUAAACAUAUACAACAUCCUAGAACCUUGUUAUCAUAGCCCCGAAACACCCGAGACUACCGGACUACCUUCGAGCUUCCGAAAGCUCGGUGAGACCGACAGGCCUCUUGCUGUAAGGACAAGGAUGUUUGGCCGUGCCUGGCCAGUUAGAGCUCCUGUAAGAGAUGGAAUCGUUCCAACGUGGCCACAACUUCUCAAUAGCCUAAGUGUUCCGUGCACUGAUGAUGAAGUAGCAACAAAAUGGCUGAAUGACCCUGCAGUUAGGAAGGCAAUUCAUGCUGAAAACGAGGCUGCGAUCGGUGAAUGGGAGUUAUGUACGGACAACAUUUUAUAUAACCAUGAUGCCGGCAGCAUGAUCAAGUAUCACAAGAAUCUUACUUCCAGGGGAUAUCGAGCACUCAUAUACAGUGGGGAUCAUGAUAUGUGUGUUCCAUUCACCGGGACUGAAGCCUGGACAAGAUCGAUCGGAUACGAGAUAGUGGAUGAAUGGAGGCCAUGGACUUCCAAUGGACAAGUUGCAGGGUAUUUACAAGGUUAUGACCACAACUUGACCUUUUUAACCAUAAAGGGAGCAGGACACACCGUCCCAGAAUAUAAACCUCAAGAGGCCUUGGAUUUUUACAGCAGAUUCCUGGCAGGAAAACCUAUAUGAAACUAUUUUUCUUUUAACUUUUAAAUUAUAAUUGCAUGUUGAUGAUAGGUUAUCCACGUAAUUUCUAAAAUUGAAUGUUGUUUUCUUUAGUAUUAGGACCUACUUACA
Molecule: messenger RNA, 1753 nt
Organism: Hibiscus syriacus
Lineage: Eukaryota; Viridiplantae; Streptophyta; Magnoliopsida; Malvales; Malvaceae
Product: serine carboxypeptidase-like 20
Exons: 14
Coding region: 182-1645 (487 amino acids)
Biological process (GO): proteolysis; secondary metabolic process
Molecular function (GO): serine-type carboxypeptidase activity; acyltransferase activity, transferring groups other than amino-acyl groups
Source: RefSeq, a predicted model, not a curated record